Coniophora puteana RWD-64-598 SS2 is the source of this 1653-nucleotide messenger RNA. Its product is annotated as MFS general substrate transporter. Gene Ontology annotation, biological process: transmembrane transport. The transcript is spliced from 9 exons. Gene Ontology annotation, cellular component: membrane. The coding region runs from base 1 to 1653 and encodes 550 amino acids. Gene Ontology annotation, molecular function: transmembrane transporter activity. The record is from RefSeq and is a predicted model, not a curated record. Lineage: Eukaryota; Fungi; Basidiomycota; Agaricomycetes; Boletales; Coniophoraceae.
AUGAGCGCAUCAAAGGCUAACCACGACUUGCCUUUUUGUCAGGUCUUCUUGUCUGGAUCGCUUACCGUUGCUCUCCCUACGAUUGGAGCAGACCUCAAGUUCAGCGAGGCAGAUCUGCAAUGGCCCAUGAACGUUUAUGCGCUCGCAUAUGGAUGUCUCAUGCUCUUGUUUGGUCGGGUCGGUGAUAUCGUUGGCGGCCGGUUCAUGUUCCUCGCUGGGUCUCUUUUCUUCGCUGCCUGGACUCUCGUGGCAGCAUUUGCGCCAACCCAGAAUAUUUUCAUCAUCUCCAUGGCUUUCAUGGGCAUCGGCGCCGCCGCCAACACACCUGCCUCUCUCGGUCUUGCUGCUUUAUAUUUCCCUCCUGGUCCCAACCGCACGAAGGCCUACAGCGCCCUCGGUGCCGGCCAGCCCUUGGGCUGCACGCUCGGCCUCGUCCUUGGUGGCAUAUUGACCGGCAGCAAAGCCACCUGGCGCUCGGCGUUCUACAUUCAAGCCGGCCUUGCUGUUUUGUUCGCCGUGAUUGGCUUCUUCUUGCUCCCCAAGCCUACCACGCGCGGGUACUCCAAGGGCCUUGACUUUGGUGGCGCCAUCCUGAGCUCCGCUGGUCUUGCUCUUCUGACAUACAGCCUUUCUGACUCGACGAUGACCCCGCGUGGGUGGUCGGCGCCUCAAGUGCCCAGCAUUCUCUCGGUCUCGAUAUUGGUCCUCGGCUUGUUUGUGUGGUACGAGAUGUGGCGCGAACGCAAGGGCAUGUCUGUUCUGCUCCCCAUGAGCAUCUGGACGCGCCCUGGCACCAAGCUUGGCCCGCUCAUGCUUUGUGUCUUCUUUGCCUGGUGGAACUUCAACACUUGUUCAUACUUUUACACCCUUUACUUCCAGCAAGUUAAACUUCUGAGUCCUCUUCAGGCGUCCCUGUGGUAUCUGCCUCUCGCCUUGUCUGGCGUUAUUCCUGCCGUCCUCGUAGCUUAUUUCCUUGGAUAUUUCUCUGGUUUCUCAAUGAUGCUUGUCGGCAUCCUCUUCAGUACCGCAUCUCCUCUGAUCUUCGCUCUGAUCAAAGUCGACCUCAUCUACUGGGCAAUGACCUUCCCCAUGGUUGUGUGCAUCGUUGGCGUUGAUGCCAUCUACCCCAUCGGAAAUCUGCAGAUCACCGCAGAGUUCGACGAAGACUCGCAGUCGCUCGCAGGCGGUAUCUUCAACGUCACCACCCGUAUCGCCACAUCUCUUGGCCUCGCCGUCACAUCAAGCAUCGCCGCAAACGUGUCGCAGAAGUACAACCACGCGCACGCCGACCUCAGCUCGACUUCGCCCGAGGUGCUCAUGGUCGGCUUCCGCGCGGCCGGGUGGACGUGCUUCGCUACAUCCGUUAUCUCCCUGAUCGUCGCCGUCUUCUGGCUGCGUGAUAUCGGGAAUGUGAAAACCGACUCCACUGGCGCGCCCGAGGAGGGCACCGAUUCGGACACUGCGACGCAGGUCAAUGUCUCUGUGGAGCCGAAGGAGAAAGACGUAGAGUCAGGUCCAUCAGAGAAUGAGGGGGGCUUGACCGCCAAGGUGAUCACGCCCGCGCCGUCGACGCUAUUCACGGCUACGUCGCGCACGCAGUCGAUACACAGCUCUUCUUCGUGUGCGGUCUCCGUCCGCGAGGAGCAGGUGUAA